Messenger RNA from Cephus cinctus (wheat stem sawfly), 1907 nucleotides. It is a transcript of the gene Seipin, whose product is annotated as seipin. The transcript is spliced from 5 exons. The record is from RefSeq and is a predicted model, not a curated record. Gene Ontology annotation, cellular component: endoplasmic reticulum membrane. Gene Ontology annotation, biological process: lipid droplet organization; lipid storage. Lineage: Eukaryota; Metazoa; Arthropoda; Insecta; Hymenoptera; Cephidae. Bases 183 to 1217 code for a protein of 344 amino acids.
CAUUCUAAAGUAUUCUAAAGAUGUCCAUCGCUUGCACUUUGACACAUGGUACAUCGUUUUUGAAAUGUGCUUAUUACAACUCGAUAGUAGCUAUCUUAUCGCGCAAUAUAUACCGGGCCACGAUCAGCAGGAGGAAACUCUCCUAGCCGUUGCUGAAAAAUUAAGCAUUUAAAGGAAUUACAAUGAUAUUUGGGAGGUUAUUACAUCGGAUAGGUGAGAAGUGGUUUAAUGUACAAAAAAAAACAAGUGAGGGUGUCCAAUCAGCAAGAGAUGCUGUUUUUCGUGGUGGAAUUUUGCUCGUGAGUGCCAUCCUUGUGGUUUGGGUCUCUAUAUUUCUUUACACAGCUUUUUAUUACGCAUACAUGCCUAGUAUGUCUUAUGUGCGGCCAGUGCAUUUACAGUUCAAAUCAUGCGAUGAGACAAAAGGCAUAUGCAGUUUUCCAUCAGCUUACGUUCAACUGACAAAGAAACAACAGCUACUAAUGGUAGGGCAGCCCUACAAAGUGAACUUGCAUCUUGAAAUGCCAGAAUCACCAGCCAAUAAAGAGCUUGGUAUGUUUAUGGUCUGUGCACAGUUGCGCAGUAGGGAUGGUGUCCUUGUAGAGCAUGCUUGUAGACCAGCAAUGCUACAUUAUAAAAGUACACUUCUGCACAUGUUAACUACCCUGACAUUCUCUCCUAUGAUGAUAUUUGGUACCAGUGAAGAGAAACAAAUCAUUGUCUUGGAAUUAUUUGGAAAUUUUGAGGAGGAUCAAAGUCAUCCAGUGACUGUCAUCUAUGUGGAGAUUCAAUCUCGUCACGUGGAAUUCUACUCAGCUACACUAAUGAUAAAUGCCCACUUAUCUGGGCUGCGUUAUUUGAUGUUUCAUUGGCCUGUUCUGUCUUCCUUCAUCGGUAUUGGCACCAACUUGUUUUUCAUAGCGCUAAUAUGCAUCCUCUCGUACUUGCAUUUCGCCACGGAGGAGGAUCUGACAGAGGAGAACUUUGGCUAUGAGAAAGGUGAACCUGAGGAAGAUAAGGAUCUCAAAUCCAGUAGUGAUCUGUCAUCGGAUUCGUCGUCCUUAGAAGAUACAUCCAUGUUGGAAGAGUUACCGAAAUCUCAGGAUGAGAGCCAGUCGACUCUUUCUACUGACCCCAUCAUAAGAAAAUCAGGAUACAUCCAGGAGUUGUCGGGCUUAUAUUCGGAGACAUCCACGAGUUCUGGAAUAGCUAAAUGAAAUAUUAAUUGACGUUUGAUGAUAUCGUCGUAGCAUUUCAUUUUUUCAUUUCGUUGAUGACUACCAAAGAGAUAGAUGGAAAGCGUCGGCAGGGCGUGACCCGAGUCUGAAAUAACCAUAUCAGUAAGAAAAAUUGUCCUCUGGAUGAUUUUGGGAAAGUCGAAGUUCGUUUUUAAAGUAAUACGUUUAAAAUGCGGAUCUGUAUUAGACGAUUGACCAAGAUUAUUUACUUUGGAGACACUGGUCUCGCUCGUGCAUCGAGUAGAGUCCCCCAUUUGUAUAUAAUAUUUACAAUAUUCUUUCUUGGUUUUUUUUUGUUCAUUUCACUAACUGAUUUUAUUUAUAGAUCUAGCAAAGUAUAAAAUUUGAAAGACUGUGAUAAAAUUUAACCAGUGCCCAGUUACUUUUUGAACAUAUCUUUUUCUCUUUCUUGUUCUUCGACGGCAUUCCUUUCGCACAUUACCCAAAUAGAAGUAAACGAAAUUCAUGUAUUUUAUAUCCACAAAGUGAGUCUACUUGACUUUAUGAUAAAAACUUUAAUACUCUUCAUUAGUAAAGUAUUAUUGUUUAUUUAAGUUUGUAUUAGAGAGCCAUGCAAUUUCCAUAAAAAUAUAAUAACUAUAAUUAUACUAUGUACUGCUGUUUUAUAUUUUAUUAUUUUUUUUAAUAUACGUUGAUUUGUUAAACUUU